UUUUUUUUUUUUUUUUUUCCUUCUGACUUGAAAAUUUGGUGGCUUAUGAGUUUAUAAUUCUUAAACAUAAUUGGAUAAUUUGAAUGUCAAGCUUGAACCCUUCAAUUUUUAAAUUCAAAUCAACCCCAGUUCUAAAAAAACAACAACACAUAGACGUGCAUAUAUAAUAUAUACACACUUGCUAAACAUUAGUUUUAAUUUCGUUAACAAUGCCUCGAUUACAUGAUCUUUGUUCCAGAAUUCAAAAUGGUUUCCGUGCUCGACUUCAAACAAUUGCGAUACCAGAAACAAAAAUGAAUUUAGCAGUUGUUAAUAUUCUUUAUAAGGAAGGAUUUUUAUCUUCUGUUACUAGAGGUAAUCAUAUUGGACCUGACCUGACUUAUACCCCAACUACAAACGAAAAUGUUGCAACAAGACGACUUUGGCUUAACCUUAAAUACAAAGCAAAUAAUCCUGCUUUAAGCAAAUUAUCUUUAGUUAGUAAACCUUCUAAAAAAGUUCACUUUACAGUAAAUGAGUUGAAGAAUAUUGCUAAUGGUAGAAGAGCUCAGUUCAUUAAACCCCUUCAGCCUGGAGAAGUUGUGAUUGUCAAUACAAAUCGUGGUGUUUUAGAAAUUCAAGAAGCUAUUGAAAAGAACGUUGGUGGAGAAGUUAUGUGUCGUGCCUUAUAAAGUAGUUAGAAACAAGGAAUUUAGGAGUAUAUAGAAAGGGCUUUUUUUUUUAUUAUUAUGUAUAUAUAAAUAAAUAAAUAAAAAACAGGUAUUUUUUUUUGUUUUUUUUUGUCAGCAAAUUUUAUCAUGUUAUAUGUAUUUAUAGAUUAAUGAU
Molecule: messenger RNA, 825 nt
Organism: Cokeromyces recurvatus
Lineage: Eukaryota; Fungi; Mucoromycota; Mucoromycetes; Mucorales; Mucoraceae
Product: 30S ribosomal protein S8
Exons: 1
Coding region: 210-671 (153 amino acids)
Biological process (GO): translation
Cellular component (GO): ribosome; mitochondrion
Molecular function (GO): structural constituent of ribosome
Source: RefSeq, a predicted model, not a curated record